Messenger RNA from Saccharomycodes ludwigii, 1662 nucleotides. RefSeq names its product GAF domain-containing protein. Bases 1 to 1662 code for a protein of 553 amino acids. The record is from RefSeq and is a predicted model, not a curated record. The transcript has a single exon. Lineage: Eukaryota; Fungi; Ascomycota; Saccharomycetes; Saccharomycodales; Saccharomycodaceae.
AUGAAUUUACCAAAACAAAGGAUAGUCAACUCUAAUAAUUCAAUCGCUGACAGAAUAAAUAAUGUAUUACCAGAUAACUCGGACAAAAAAACUGGAUCCUAUAAUCAUAAAAGUAAACAACCUUUGCUUUUUUUGAAUGGGAAAAGUCCAUAUAUAAAAAAUAUAACUUUAACUAAGGCUCAUUUUUUAGAUAGUUAUUCUAAGGCAAAGUGGAAUUUAUCUGAAGUUCCUUGUCCAGCAAGUUUCCAAGAAGCCAACAUGAUGGUUCCACCUGAAAGUUACCAUGAAGAACAAAGAUUAAAAACAGUAAGAUUAUACAUGGACAAAAUACAAUGGAAGGAUAAUAACUUUUUUAAUAAAAUUUUAGUCAAGACAAUUAAACAUUUUUUAGUUUCUGGCGCUUCAGUAUCCCUAGUUGCACAAAAAGCCCAAAUUAUUAAACACAAAAUCGGCUUAAAUAAUACUGAAUGUGCUAGAGAAAUAUCUCUUGAUGCACAUACUAUUUUAUCAAAAGGAUCCUUUGUUAUUUCAAAUACUGCGUCCGAUUGGAGGACGAAGGGCAACCCCUGCGUCAAGGGCUAUCCAUUUAUUAAAUUUUAUGCAGGCAUUCCUCUAGUGACUUCAUUUGGGCACGUGAUCGGAGUUUUGGCUAUUUUUGACCAAAAACCUCAUCCAGAAUUAACAAAGGAUAACGUUGGAUAUUUAACAAUGCAAGCCAAAAAAAUUAUGACGCAUUUAUUAGACAAUAAUCGGAGCAAAUUAGAUGGUAAAAAAAUAGAGAACGAGGAAGCAUUUGGAAUGGACAAAGUGCUUGUUGCAUCUGAUGAUAACAACAACAAUAUGCAUGAUCUUAUACUGCAAAUUGGAAGAGCGACUUCCUUUAGAACAACUCUGGACGUAAUUUUUGAAAAGGAUGGUUCAGGAAGUUCCUAUGUUCCUAAUAAGCGUUUGAAGCUGGGUAAAACAAACUUGAAUUUGAAAAAAAUGUCACAACUAGGUUCACAAGAGUUGGCAAACCAGUUGCUUAAAUAUAUUGAUUUUAAAAUUGCCUCGCACAAAUUUUGCCAGUAUCUUGCCCAAAAAUUUUUUUUCAAUUUUGUUUGCGUAGCAGAAAUCCGCAUUAUGCAACCAAUGAAAAUUAAUGAGAAAUAUCUUCCAAAUAAUAAAUACGCUUUCAAUGCAGAAAAUUUUGAAUAUAGAGAUAAACUUAUUGCAAUUGACAACAAAACGAUUAAAAUUAGACUUCUAGGCUCUGCUGGCAUUAAUAAUGCAGAACAAAAAGUUUUAGACGACAACGGAUUAUUUUAUAGAGCAUUUGAUUCAGAUUUUGGGAUUUAUUAUCUUUCUUCAUUGGGUUCAAAAACCAAAUUUAAAUCAGGACUUUUAAUGCCAUUUUCAAGAACUGCUAGAACCAUAGUGAGAAACAAUAUUAUGUCAAAUAAAAAAGAUAAAAUACACAAAAGUAGAAAUAAUGACGGAAAAUGCGAAAAAGAAAGUAGAGAUGAAAGAGGAAAUAGUAUUGUUAGUGUAAUGCUAAAAUCAGGUGCCUAUAUGACUUGUUGUUUUUCAUUUCAAGAAGAAAAUGCUCCAAGAAGUGACGAUGUCAUUAGUGACAUAUUUGGCAAUUGCUGUUUAUUUAGAAACUUGUAUAAUGUUCGCUAA